AUGGCUGAUGCCAAAAACGUCUCAAAUGAAACCAAACAAACUCUGGUCUUCGUAUACGGCACCCUGAAAAAAGAUUUCCCAAACCACUACCUCUUUCAACAACUGAUUUCCCAGAAAGAAGCCUCAUACGUAGGCACCUGCAUAACCCACCAACCACACCCUCUCGUUAUUGGUCCCUAUGGGAUUCCAUACAUGCUGUACCUCCCUGGUAGCGCCGGUCACCAAAUCAAUGGCGAGCUAUACUCCGUGACAACACAAGGACUCGUUUCAUUAGAUGAGUUGGAGGGCACGAGUGUUGGCCACUAUGAGAGGCGUCCAGUUCAGGUAAUCAUGCGGGAACAGAGUGAUGCGGAGGAGGGUGAAAAGGGCAGUGUCGUUGUGGUGGAUGCUGAGGCAUAUUUUGCUCAUAGGAGUUUUGGGGAGAGGAUGUGGGUUAGGUGUGGGAGAGCUGGGUUAGAUGAGUAUAGUUUGGAAAGAGCUGCGCGUGAUUAUGUGAAGAAAGUGAAUAGGCCUGAAGGCAGGAGUUUUCUUGAUGAAAUCGAAAUGUUCUUGUCCGGUACGGCUUGA
This is a messenger RNA of Populus nigra (black poplar), 567 nucleotides long. Its product is annotated as putative gamma-glutamylcyclotransferase At3g02910. Gene Ontology annotation, molecular function: gamma-glutamylaminecyclotransferase activity. The coding region runs from base 1 to 567 and encodes 188 amino acids. The record is from RefSeq and is a predicted model, not a curated record. The transcript has a single exon. NCBI's taxonomy places the organism in Eukaryota, Viridiplantae, Streptophyta, Magnoliopsida, Malpighiales, Salicaceae.